Protopolystoma xenopodis is the source of this 372-nucleotide messenger RNA. The record is from the annotation of a GenBank genome assembly. NCBI's taxonomy places the organism in Eukaryota, Metazoa, Platyhelminthes, Monogenea, Polystomatidea, Polystomatidae.
AUGCAAGCGGUUUACGCUUUCGCCGAAGCAAUUGUCGACUCGGCUCAACCGAGCAAAGACGGUGGCCUGUUCACAUUUAUACUCGCCAACUUUGUACCCAAACCAGCUUCACCGUCUGUCUCGUUAGGCCCGACAAAUGACUCUCAGACGACAAAGGCAACACCAAAGACUCCGUCUUAUGGCGCCCAUUUUGGGUAUACAGCUACUCGAGACGGCUAUUCCGUCGGCUUGGCGUCGGGAGCUGUCCUUUUCGUCUCGGUGACGGUGUUGUUCGGACUGACUUGCUAUCGAGUGCGUCGGUCAAAGCGUCGGGCCGGGCCCAAGAGCGACGACCGCCAGUCGUCGCCUCUUCCCUCCCAACUGGCCCACAUG